Molecule: messenger RNA, 4040 nt
Organism: Ictalurus furcatus (blue catfish)
Lineage: Eukaryota; Metazoa; Chordata; Actinopteri; Siluriformes; Ictaluridae
Gene: maco1a
Product: macoilin 1a
Exons: 12
Coding region: 179-2119 (646 amino acids)
Biological process (GO): neuronal signal transduction
Cellular component (GO): rough endoplasmic reticulum membrane
Source: RefSeq, a predicted model, not a curated record
GAGGCGGGGCUUAGCUCUUUAUUUCUCUCUCUUUCUCUUGCUGGAGUUGUUUUUAUUUAUUGCUUUGUGGCUCUUUGAGUUUAAAUGCUGACCAGCUUGUGCUCAUGGCGUGACUCUACUUGAUUCUACUCAACAUAACGGUUGAGGGGGGAAAUCAAUAUCGGAACGGGAGGGGAGAAUGAAGCGGCGCAAUGCGGACUGCAGCAAACUCCGUCGCCCGUUAAAGCGGAGCCGUAUCGCCGAGGGAAUUCACGGCAGCACCUUCCUGUACCUGAAGUUCCUGCUCGUGUGGGCCCUGGUGCUGCUGGCAGACUUUGUCCUGGAGUUUCGCUUCGAGUACUUGUGGCCUUUCUGGCUCUUUAUCAGGAGUGUGUAUGACUCCUUUAGGUACCAGGGUCUGGCGUUCUCGGUGUUUUUCGUUUGCGUUACAUUCACGUCAGACAUCAUCUGCCUGCUGUUCAUCCCUAUGCAAUGGCUCUUUUUCGCCGCCAGCACUUACGUUUGGGUACAAUACGUAUGGCACACGGAGCGAGGUGUAUGUCUACCCACGGUCUCUCUCUGGAUUCUCUUCGUCUAUAUCGAAGCAGCCAUCCGAUUCAAAGACCUGAAAAAUUUCCACGUGGGCCUGUGCCGUCCUUUCGCCGCUCACUGCAUCGGCUACCCGGUGGUGACGCUGGGCUUCGGCUUUAAGAGCUACGUGAGCUAUAAGAUGCGCCUGCGGAAGCAGAAGGAGGUGCAGAAGGAGAACGAGUUCUACAUGCAGCUCCUGCAGCAAGCUCUGCCUCUAGAACAGCAGAUGCUCCAGAGGCAGGAGAGGGAGGCUGAGGAAGGCGCGUCUAAAUCAAUGAUGGAAGCAGAGCCGACGCUUUUGGCUCAGAACGGCACCAAGAAGCUGCCCAUCUCUUUCCCCGAGCUGGAGCAGCGGGCCAAGAAACAGCACCAGCACAGCAUAGGAAUAAACAACAACAUCCUACACACUGUGGAGUCGAAGCUGCAGGACAUUGAGUACAUGGAGAACUAUCCGAGCAGCAAGAGACUGAACAACGAGCUGAACGGCUGCGCGGAGGACGCGGGUGGCACAGACGCGAGCUCCGCCUCCUCCUCCAGACAUUACAAAAAUUCCUCCCCACGCAGCCACAGCUCCACCAAUGGCAGUGUGCCAUCCUCGUCCAAUAGAAGCGAGAGGAAGCAGAAGGGCAUAGGAAAGAACGCCCAUCGAGAGCUGAUGGAGAACUGUAUACCCAACAACCAGCUCAGUAAACCGGACGCUUUAGUGCGUCUGGAACAGGACGUAAAGAAGCUGAAGGCGGAUCUGCAGGCGAGCCGCCAGCUGGAGCAGGAGCUGCGCUCUCAGAUCAGCUCUCUGAACAGCGCCGAGAGGACCACUCGCUCAGAGCUCAGCCAGCUCCGCCACGAAAACGAGCUGCUCCAGAACAAGCUUCAUAACGCAGUGCAGUCCAAGCAGAAGGAAAAGCAGACCAUCACUCAGCUGGAGAAGCGGCUGAAGUCCGAGCAAGACGCACGGUCCGUGGCUGAGAAACAGCUAAACGAGGAGAAAAAGAGGAAAAAGGUGGAGGAGGCGAUGGCUGCACGGGCUGUCGCUCUCACUGCUGCGUCCAGAGGCGAGUGCACAGACUCCCUGAGGAGUCGAAUUCGAGAGCUGGAAUCCGAAUGUAAGAAGCUCUCCCACGACCUGACGUUUAAAGAGGAGCAGAUCCAAGAGCUGGAGGGCAAAGUGCAGGAACUGCACAAGUACAAAGAGAACGAGAAGGACACGGAGGUCCUCAUGUUGGCACUGUCGGCCAUGCAGGAUAAAACGCAGCACCUGGAGAACAGCUUGAGUGCCGAGACCAGGAUCAAGCUGGAUCUCUUCUCAGCAUUAGGAGAUGCCAAAAGGCAGCUCGAGAUUGCACAAGGUCAAAUCUUACAGAAGGAGCAGGAGAUCAAGGAGCUGAAGCAAAAGAUAGCCGAGGUCAUGGCUGUCAUGCCCAGCAUCGCGUAUUCGUCCGACUCCAACAGCAUGCCUCCUAUUUCACCUCACUACUCGUCGAAGUUUAUGGACACGAGUCCAUCCAGCCUGGACCCCAAUGCAUCCGUCUACCAGCCGCUUAAAAAAUGACCCCCGGUUUUGUUUAUUAUUAUUUUUUUCGUUUUUCUGAAUUGACCAGGAUCAGUAUGCAUACCUCCUUAAGAGUGUUGUUGUUUUUUGUUGAUUUAAAAAUCCCCAUGUCCUUUCAGUAAUUUGUAAUGUGGUGUUGAUUAAACUACAGGAGAGAAAGGAAAGGUUCUAGAUUAAGAGCACUUGGUUUGGAUUUUAUGAUUGUUCAGUUAAGGUACUAUGGCCUACUUUUAAUGCAGUUUUGUCUUGCUGCGUUUUUGUGUUAAAUAUAAAUGCCAGCACGAAUGGCACGGUUUUGUGUUAGAAAACAAUGAAUACUUCACAUUGAAUCAUUUGACCAUAAAAGAAGAGUUAGUAUUCAUGAGGCGUUGCCUGAAACAUGUUUCCAUUUAAUGAUAACCAUGGUGUUACCAUUUCUCUUGGAACCAAGGUGCUGUAAUUGGUCGUUUCUGGUUUUCCUUGGGGAAAAUUUCAAUACUUUUAUUCUUUCCCGAAGCAUCCUGAAUGUUUUCAUUCGCCCCUGUUGAGGACGAGGUUCAGAGGAGACUGAUUUUUGAUGGAUUUGUUAAUUAUAUGCUGCAUAAACAUUUUGCGAAUACAUAUUGUAUUUUGCCAUCAAAGCAACUCCUCUUUGUAACUGGACCAAAACUGAAAUUUAGCUUGUAUGCAGAAACAUAUACAAGGUAGGGAUAGCUGAUCAAUUUCCAGUCAUUGUUUUAAUGCAGUGCCUUGAAUUAUUAUUAUUAUUAUUAUUAUUAUUAUUUUUUAAUAUUUUUUUUUCAGUUUGAAGUAAUUACGUUUAAUUCAUGACCUGGACUGGUUCUUCCUCGCUCAACCUGAUGAUCCUAUAUCACAUGAUCAUCCAGCCCCCCCCCCCCCCCCCACACACACACACACACAGCAACGGUACUUCUAUUCAGUCAUCUUCAUGUUGCUUUGGAUUUUAUUUGUCCAACAGUUCCAGAUGUCACAGAGUUAUCACUGAAAACAAGCAACCCCGUUUUGUCAGUUACAAAACGCCCUCUCGUUUUAGAUUCCCUUCCCCUAGGAAGCGGUACUGACUUGUUUUUACGACAUUGGAAUGGUGUAAACUUUGUGCUGAAUGUUUCCAUUUUAAACAUAAGUGCCAAGUAUUUUCCCCAUAUAGAGUUUACCAUAACAAAUGUGCACAGUAUGUGUAUUCUCUCAGCAGCCCUAAUUUCUUAUGUGACUGUUCUGAAGUUUUCCUCCUGCAACAGACUUGUUUUGAGGGUUUGAUCUCAUUUUGCAACAGGGAUGAUUUAUAAAAUGAUAUCUUGGUUAUAUAUAUAUAAUAUAUAUAUAAUCAGGCAUCUUCACCCACAUAAGAACAUUAUAAAACUAGGGUCACAAAAUAUUCAAAUUUAAUUGUUCCCUUGUCCAUUUUAUUUACUUUUUUUUAAAGUAUUUCUGUGGAUUGUAAUGGAAUUGUACCUUCUGUUUUUUUGUGUUUUUUUUUUUGUGUGUCUUUUUUUUUGUUUUUUGUUUUUUGGGGGGCGUGUAGGGGACUUUGUGUUGAGUAAAGACUAUAGCACUUGUAUCUCUUUUGCUCUCUGUUUCUUUGGUAAGUCAUAAUUUAAAUGCAAGAACAAAACAAAAAAAAUGAAUGAAUCAUUCAUUUGAGCAAGUUGUUGUGGAUGCUUCAGCUAUAGAUCAAUAUAAACUCCAAAUACAUAUAUGUAGAAAUAUGUAGAAUUUUCCCCAAUAGCCACAUGAGGGCGCUUUGGACGACGUGUAAAAAAAAAAAAAAAAAAAAAAAAAAAAAAAGGAGGACAGACAAUGCAAGCAUAUUUUCACAUCUUUAAGUAUGACUUGAAGUUAACAUCUCUUGUGGUUUAUUUGGAAAGCACUGCAAUUCAAUAAUGUAUGUGUAUAUGUAUAAGUAUGUGGCUGCACAUACUUA